AUGGGAACACUUGCACCCACUCAAGCCACCACCAUAUCAUUGCGCCUUGAUGCAAUGGGAAUGGCAGAUAAACUCAUGUCGUUCAUGACCUGGAUACUGCCCCAUGUGUUGGGCACUGACGGAGCAAGCAACUUGGUCAAUUUUCCACCAUCCAUUUCAGCCGAAACCGCAACCAUCACCACCACCGAAUCCUUGGACUGUACGCUUCACCUGUCUCACGUGUUGGUUGCGGUAACAAACCAAGAUUUAGGAAUCGAUGUGUAUAUAUGUCAAAGUUCCGCCCAUCAUUUUCCACCAAACUAUGUGAGAAUUGUGGCUGCGCUCACCCCCGGUGACGGCGACUUACGACAGACGAGAAAAGAGCACUUCCUGUUACACGCCAGCUUGGUGGCGGCGUGA
This is a messenger RNA of Echinostoma caproni, 399 nucleotides long. Lineage: Eukaryota; Metazoa; Platyhelminthes; Trematoda; Plagiorchiida; Echinostomatidae. The record is from the annotation of a GenBank genome assembly.